AUGGGCGUCCAGGGAUUGACCAGCUUUAUGGAGAAGAAUGGAAACAUUUUAAAAGAUGUUCACCUCAGAAACAGCAAGCUGAUCAUAGAUGGUAGUAAUCUGUACAACUUGCUUUAUUUUAAACCACGUUUGGAUCAGAAUCAUGGAGGGGAUUAUGAUGCUUUUGAGGGUCAGGUCUGCAAGUUCUUUAAGGCUCUGAAAGACUGCGGCAUUGACCCUUAUGUCAUUUUAGAUGGGGGCUCUGACUACACCGACAAAAAGUUUGAAACUCUCAAAGAACGAGCUCAAUCAAGGAUCAACACAGCCAACAGCUUGUCGAUGGGGCAUCAGGUGAGUGGUGUACUACCAAUCCUCAUCAAACAUGUCUUCAAACAGGUCCUCUCCAGCCUGAAGGUGCCUUUCGCAGAGUGCAUUUGUGAGGCAGACCAAGAAAUAGCCUCCCUGGCUCAAAGGUGGAACUGUCCAGUGCUGUCCAAUGACAGUGACUUUUAUAUCUUUGACAUCCAGUCAGGAUGUCUGCCCAUCUCCCAUUUUCACUGGGAGAAAGUGUCUAUGUACCGUGGGAGCUCUAUAAAAUACAUUCCCUGCAAGCUCUACACCACAACAAGCUUCUGCAGACACUUCAACAUCAACAGACAGGUUCUCCCAGUCUUCGCCGCUGUGGCAGGAAAUGACUACAUCAACUUGCGUAACAUGGGCGUUUCCCUCAGGUGGGAAGAAUACUCGUCGAUGGAAGGAAGGUUUGCCCGCUUCGACGGCUUGCUGAAUUGGCUGGCCCGCUUCCAGGGGCAGAAGGAGGCCUUGGACUCUGUGCUCAGGCUUAUCUUUCAUGGUAACAACAGACAGAAAAUGGAUGCUGCCUGCCAGGGCCUCUCCCUGGGCAUAGAAGAGUACCAUCUUCCCCCUGGUUGCCUGGAGCGGUUCUUCAACGAUGGAGUGGGACCAGGCCUAGGCCGUCUCGCAGAGCCUCUGAGGGUCCUUCCAGACUGGACCCUGCUGCCGUUGAUGAAAGGUACUCUUCCCUCCACCAUGGUGGAUGUGCUGCUGCUGAGGAGGGUGAUGCACAGUGUUCAGGUGGAAGAUCCCCGCUUGCCUAGUGGGAACAACACCUCACGGCCCAUACGCCAGGUACUCUACGGGCUGCUGCUGGGUGGGAGGAGGACAGACCACAGCAGUCAGAGACCCCCAGUGGAUGACGUGGAGGAGUAUUACAGGGAAGGCAAUAACCUGACCAGCAGCAUGGUUGAAGCCAUCCUGCCCAGUACUGCAGAACAGCUGCAGCUAGACACUCUGGAUCAGGUAUGUAUACAUGUCUAUGAUAUAGUAUACAGUACAUUCAAACAUACUGCUGUUGAUUCUCAAAUUGAUUCUCAUUCUCUUGCUCUGUUCCUUAGGCUCCAAGGUCAGUGCAGCUUGAGGUGUUUUUGGAGACACUUGGUGUGUCCCAGUCCACUUUGAGCGGUGUCCCGCCUCAUUUGCGUCUUCCUGUGGCUGUCACCUGCUACUGGCUGAGGCACGCCCAUCCCCCAAUAGACCUGCCUCUCCUGCAGGCCCUGCUACUAGGAUUGGUGUACGGAGAGCUCUGCAGACAGAGGAGGAGCCAAAGAGGUAUGGCCCAGAGCAUGAACAAGAAAACACACAAUUUACAAUUGAUAAAUAUUGAAGUGUGAGAAGUGCAGCCACUGACUCCUCCCUUUUUUGUGUAACAGGGUUUCUGGAGGGACCAGUGUUGGAGAGGCUGAGAGGGCUGAUUCAGAGAGGUGCAAGGAGCCUAGACCUGGGUGUGGCCCACGCCUACAGCCAAUGGCAGUGCUGCCUGAAAGAAAGCCUUUACCUGAACCAACUGCUGUGCCUCCCGCUAGCCGAGCCUCAGUGUGCCUGGUAAGGUGUCCCUUCCUAAAUCAACCCUUGCCCCUAAACCUAGACCAGUGGUAUUCAUUCACAUUGUAUUCUAGCCCAACAGAAACACAGCUAAUUCAACCAUAUUUUGUUUCCCUGGUGGUGUCUAGGCUGUACAAGGGCACUCUGGUGCACCAGCUUGUGACCAAACUGAGAGGGGGGUUAACCCCAGAUUCUCUCCUGAUGGGAGGCCCUUGCUCUGGGCAGCUGUAUAGGGCCAUGCUGGGAGCCAUACUCAACUCCCAUGAUGCUCAUGAGGCUGCUGUCAUCCCCUUGGUGUCUGGGCCACAGCGGGCCACACCUCCAUCCUUGUCACAGCCACUGGACGACCUGACAUUCCGUCUACACAUUCUGGCUCUGGAAGAAGAUGAUGAUGAUGGUGCUGCAGGAGGGAGGAAGGUCAUGCCAGAGGACGAUCUGGGUUGGACUUUGGUCACAGUGCAGACCCGCCACAAGAAAAAGGACAGAUUCAACCGAGCUCGGAAUCCAGAAUUCUCCCGGAAGCAGGGGCGGAUCGGCUGGGAGUAA
Molecule: messenger RNA, 2427 nt
Organism: Coregonus sp. 'balchen'
Lineage: Eukaryota; Metazoa; Chordata; Actinopteri; Salmoniformes; Salmonidae
Source: the annotation of a GenBank genome assembly